AUGCCGUGUUACUUUCCGUGUAACCUCAUUAAACGUCUUCCUGGUGAAACGCUUCAAGUAGGCCAGUCAUUUGGGGCCCCAGCAGCUUCUCGGAAGAGGCCAAGUUGGCAAGAGUCAGGUGGAGAAGGAGGAGCAAACACGAACAAUGAACUCAGGGUUGUGUUUUUAAUAGUAAAGUAUUAUGGGUCUCCCACUUCUGAGCAACAAAAUAACAGACGCAGUGGGAGUCCAAUGAGCGUUAAUGCCACUAUUGUUAACAUCAUGAAUGGUGUGGGGCCUUUUCCUACCCAGGCUCCACCUUCAGGAACAAAGGAAAGGAACACGGAGGUUCUGCUAUUAUCCAAAUUGGCCUCUGGCACCCACUCUGGGAAGCGGCUGGGGCAGCUGCUCUUUUUCAGUUCUCUAAACCAGUUAUUCGAGUUUCUAGGCGAUUCCCUCCCCACUUCAGUUCGGUCCCGGUACGGUGGCCGAAGAGGCUCGUGUGAGGCGGAAGUGCCGGCGUGUGGCCCUGAGGUGCACGUGGCGCGGGUAGGAGCGAGCGUGUCUUUUCCAGGCGGAGGUCGCGGAGGAUUUAAUCGAGGUGGCGGCUUCGGUCGCGGCGGCAGCAGCAACAACCACUUCCGAGGUGGAGGCGGCGGCAAUUUCAGAGGCGGCGGCAGCGGCAGAGGCGGAUUGGGACGCGGGGGCGGCCGCGGAGGCUUUAACAAAGGCCAAGAUCAAGGACCUCCAGAACAAGUAGUUUUAUUAGGAGAGUUCCUGCAUCCUUGUGAAGAUGACAUCGUGUGUAAAUGUACCACCGGAAAUAAAGUACCUUAUUUCAAUGCUCCAGUUUAUUUAGAAAACAUAGAACAAAUUGGAAAAGUGGGUGAAACAUUUGGAUGGCUUAGAGAUUUUUAUUUUUCAGUUAAAUUAUCAGAGAACAUGAAAGCAUCUUCCUUUAAAACACUACAGAAGUUUUAUAUAGACCCAUAUAAGCUGCUGCCGUGGCAGAGGUUUCUACCUCGACCUCCUGGUGGAAACGGGCCUCCAAGAGGCGGUGGCAGGGGAGGUGGUUUUAUUUUAUUUUAUUUUUUCAUUUAUUUUUAUUAAUUGGAGGCUAAUUACUUUACGAUAUUGUAGUGGUGGUGGUUUUAGAGGUGGAAGAGUAGGUGGUGGUUUCCGAGGAAGAGGACAUUAAGUGUUAACAGUUGACAGAAACUUCAGCAGUUGACUUCUGCAUUAACCUCAUAAUUUACUUCAGUGGAUCAGAAACUUGUUUCUUGAGCAAAUUUUGAAGAAAUGAAAGAACUUUUCACUUAAGAAAAGUGGAGCUAAAAUGUCAACGUCAUGCAAAAAUGAGUGCGGCAGAACAGGCAACUUUGCUUCAAAAGAGUAUGAAUAAGUGUUUUAACAUUUUGUACAAUGUUCGGAGCUUUGUGGGUGUCUAAUAAAGGGACAGCUUUUAUUUGGAGCAUAUUCGAAUUUUGUAAAUAAAGUGUUUUAUUUCUUUAAAAAA
Molecule: messenger RNA, 1495 nt
Organism: Odocoileus virginianus texanus
Lineage: Eukaryota; Metazoa; Chordata; Mammalia; Artiodactyla; Cervidae
Source: RefSeq, a predicted model, not a curated record